AUUUAAUUAUUAAAAAAUAUUAUACCAAAUUGUUUUUUUUUGUGAAAUCAUUAUUGAAAGUCACAAAAGAGUCGCUAACUAAAUACUCGUUAAUUUUGUGUCUAAAGAGUCGUUAAUUGAAUAAUUACUAAUUAUGUAUCUAAACAGUCCCUAAUAUACAACCACGGAAAGGCAGAGUAAAAUGGUCUCAAAUUUGCGACUAUUUUGAGACGAAAAAAAUUCCGACCAAAUAUUUGCGAUUACCACUUUGAGUAGCUACAUAGUCACCAAGAAUGUAUUUGCCACUAUUUUGUGACGCAUCCGGUGGUGGAAAAUGAUGUGUUUUCUAAUAUUUAUCGACUUGUGCUACUGAAUUAAUAAAUAUUAAUUAAUAAUAAAAAAAUUAUUUAUUUUAUUAAAUAAUUUUCUAUUCAAACUUACCAUCAUUUUCUAAAUAUAUUCUAUUAAAGUGAAAUACUUUUUAAAAAUAACCCUUCUUUCAUCUUACGAAUUACAAAUUGUGACACUAACUAAUAAUUGUUAAUUAAUCAACAAUUAUUUAUUUUGUUAGAUUAUUGUCUAUCCAAACUUACCAUUAUUCUCUAAAUCUGUUAUAUUAAAAUUGAAGUAGCUUUUAGAAAUAACUCUUCUCUCUUUUUAAUAAUUACAGCUUGUGCCAGUUAAUUAAUAACUAUAAUUAAUCAAAAAUAUUUUAUUUUGUUAGAUUACUCUUUAUUCAAACUUAACAUUAUUCUCUAAAUCAAAUGAUUCUCUAACCGGGUUAUUUUCUAACUAAUUUUUACAAUAAAAUUAAACAGAUUUAUUUAAGAUGUCACAUACAAACUUUAAUUUUUAUAUAUGCAUGUAUAUUAUUAUCUCAUUUCACAUCAAAUAUAAACUAUAAUUUUUAUUAGAACAUAUAAAGUUAUUUUUCAAAUAUAUGUUAAAAUUUUUGAUAUUUGGCAUUUAAAUAAAUUUAAAUUUAAUAUUUUCUUAAGAAUUAACGUAGAAGUGGAAUUUAUUUAGCAUAUAAAUAACUUAGAGACAUAUAUGUCUAACUUAUUAAAACAGAAGUACAUUUUAUUUGACACAAAAUAUUGUAUUUUGGAAAUAUAGAUUUAUUAAUAUACAUAAACAUACUAAUUUAUGUUUUGGUUUAUCUAUAAAUACAUCAAAAUGAUUAAUGUAGUUAAGAAAUAUUAACUGAAAUAUAUGUUGUAUAACAUAUUAUUUUGAUUGUUUUAAUAACCAAUCACAAUAUAAGCAAACAAAAAAUUAUAGACAAUUAAAAAUUGUCUAUUUAUCAUAAAUGUUAUAUACUAUAAAUCGAACAAACAUCCAGGAUUCAUGUUUGUGCAACCAUUACAUUAUUAUGUUUGUGAAGAAUUUUAUAUGUCUAUUCUAUUAAGAAAACACAUGUGCGGAUGUACGGGUUAAGCUCUAGUUUAAACAUUAAAACAAUAAACGACAAAAUAUUUAAUCAUAAGUGUAAUGUGUAACUGUAAGGACUAAAAUGCAAAUAAAAAUACGAAACUUCAAAUUUGAUGUUUUGAGUAGUGGCACUUCAAAUAUGAAGUCUUACUGUUCAAAAGUUUAAAUUUGAAGUUUUGGAGUUUUUUUAGAAUAAAACACUUCAACUUUGAAGUUAUACUAUGUUUUUUUUCUGAUUGAUGACUUAUUCCUUUGAGGAGACUAAUUGUUUGUUGGUUUAUAGAUAUCCUAAAGGUCACCACGUUCAUGUGAUGAGGAAGGCCAGUUGCAAUAUUGAACAUGUUAUACUUUUGUUUCUGCUCUUUAACAUAUCUUAUUAUGGCACGAUCAGUAAGUCAUGUUUAGACUUUUUCUUCGACGUGUUAUAUAUGCUUUGGUUUCUUGGCUUUAAAUAUGUCCAAGUGUUCGUUUCUAUCGUAUGAUUUUGGAUAAAGACAUACAAGCCAAAGACUUUUUCCUCCAUUGAAAAGUAGCGGGUAAAUCAAUCAGUCUUAUGGUUAGUAAAUUAGUAGUUAGUGCUACUAGCCUAGUAGUAUUAUAGACAAAUGGGUAUAAGCAUGUAUGAUCUUACAAACCCUCACAAUCAUUUCCUUCUUGUUUUUUAAACUCCUCACCAUCAUUUCCAAAACCAAAAUCCAAGAGCUUUUCUUCAUUUUUCUUAUUUUCUUCUUUGUAAACGAUGGGUUGGCUUUCGUUUUUGAAUCUUCUAAAGGAAGUUGUGGGUAUGUUCAACGAAUCCCGCAAACUCUUUCUCAAGAACAAGAAGUUGAUGUUCUCUGUCUUGGUAUUUUCUCUCUUGCUCAAUGGUUUAGUUUACUUGUUCAACAUCCUUACCAUUACACUCGAGAUAACAAACUUGACUCAACAUUUAAAGUUGUUACCUACGAUGGAUCCAAGCAGUGCGGAAUACAUAGCCCUACUUAUGGAAGUUUUUGCAGAAUUUGGCCUAUUUUUUGUUUCUUCAGACAUCUUUGGCGUUUUCUAUUUCAUCAUCAACCUUUUAUCCGUUCUAGUCAUCGUCCACGCUUCGGCUCUUACUUAUAAUGAUGAGAACGUCAACUUCAAAGAUUUUGUGGUUCUGUCCCUUAAAUCUUGGAAGGGACCUCUAGUGACCUAUUUCUACAUUUGUCUCUUCAGUCUUGGCUAUUGGUUGUUCUUCGUUACAAUACUUUUCCCUCUCCUUUUCUUAAGUACUGCUUCAUUGAUUUCCUUCGCAGCCGUGACCUGCGUUUUGCUUGUUCUGUUCGCAUUGUUUGCGUCCUAUCUAGCUAUCGUCUGGUACCUAUCUCUGGUCGUAUCGGUACUCGACGAAACUUAUGGGAUACAAGCGUUGGGGGAAGCUGUAAAGAUUGCUAAAGGGAUGAAGCCAAAACUAUUCCUCUUGAAUCUUUUCUUCGGUUUAUUGAUCUUCGGUUUAGCUCAGAUCGAGACUCUAGUGAGUCUAGUGAUGUCAACAUUUGUGGUGAUGUUUCUACUUAUGACUUACACCGUUGCAUUUUUUCAAUGUAAGGGCCACCACGGCCAAGACGUUGAGUCGCUGAGGGAUGCUGAAUAUACGACACUACCAACUACUUCGCUUAUGGGAGCAUUGCCUUGAAAACUUUAAAGAGACUGACAUAAUAUGUUAAUAGUCUCGUGAAUGGAUUGCUUGUUUUUUGUUUCGUUUUAUUUUGGGAUUUAGUAAACUACUAGAUUUUGACCCGUGCAACCGCACGGGUGUUUGUUUUCACUUUUCUAUACAUAAAUUAUUGUUUUAGAACAUAAGUUGUAUAUAUUUUUAAUGUUAAUCAUA
Messenger RNA from Brassica napus (rape), 3262 nucleotides. RefSeq lists its product as uncharacterized. Bases 2150 to 3067 code for a protein of 305 amino acids. The transcript has a single exon. The record is from RefSeq and is a predicted model, not a curated record. Lineage: Eukaryota; Viridiplantae; Streptophyta; Magnoliopsida; Brassicales; Brassicaceae.